Messenger RNA from Solanum dulcamara, 892 nucleotides. RefSeq lists its product as uncharacterized. The coding region runs from base 14 to 466 and encodes 150 amino acids. The record is from RefSeq and is a predicted model, not a curated record. The transcript is spliced from 2 exons. NCBI's taxonomy places the organism in Eukaryota, Viridiplantae, Streptophyta, Magnoliopsida, Solanales, Solanaceae.
GCAUGCUUUGCAGAUGUUAAGGGGAAAACCUGCUGAUGGAUAUAGACAGCUGCCUGUAUAUAUACAUAUUCUAAAAACCGUAUAUCCAAAUUCGUACAUAAGUAUGCACAAGUCAUCAACUGAUGAAUUCAUGUAUUUGUUCAUAGCGUUAAGGCCCUUGAUGAGGGGGUUUCAGUUUUGUCGACCAGUAGUUGUUGUUGACGGUGCACAUCUUGAUGGACCUUAUAAAGGGACGUUUGUAUCAGCUAGCACACUUGAUGGGGCAGGUUGCAUAUUGCCGUUGGCGUAUGGUAUUGUUGAUACGGAAAAUGAUUCAUCAUGGACGUGGUUUUUUCAGAAUUUCAAGAAUGCAUUUGGAGAGAGGGACAAUAUGUGUGUUGUAUCAGAUAGGAACGAAAGCAUAAUCAAGAGUGUAAGCAUGGUAUUUCCCAAUGUUCCUCAUUUUGCAUGCAUAUGGCAUAUAUGAAAAAAUGUGUGUACUAAAUACAGAAGGAGCAAAGCUGUACUAAGUGACAUCUUCUAUUCAAUGGCCAAGGCAUACCGAAAAGAUGAAGUCGAUAAAUUAAUGGCCAAAGUUGAAAGAAUCGAUCAACGGGUGGCACAAUAUUUAAAAAAUGCAGGAUACGAAAAGUGGUCAAGGGUUCAUGCCACUGUCAACAGGGGUAGAAUGAUGACUUCUAACAUCGCAGAAUGUAUCAAUGGAUGUCUUGUUGAAGCACGAGAGCUGCCUAUAAUUGACUUUUUGGAGCAAACGAGAAUGUUAUUUGGUUCUUGGAACUGCAAAAAUAGAGAAAUAGCAUCUUAUACAAAACAUACUUUGGGUAGAAAAUUCGAAGAUAUCCUAGUUUCAAACACGAUCAAGUGUUCGAGAAUGAAGGUACACGAUACAUAC